AUGCAACGCCUUGACGGCUUCCAAAACCGACCAAAGAUUAGUAACGGCAUGAACCGUGGUUGCUUCUGCGCCGUCCCCGGUGAAGGCACUGGCAUUGCAGCUCAAAGGGCAACCCGUAAUAUGCUAAAGAAACUGACAUCUCGUUUCGGAGGGGACAGGAUGUCUCUUUACGCCGAACCAUCCGGUCUCACAACAACUGAAUUGAGAGAGCAGGCCAUGAGAACCGUCGACUUCCUUCACUUUCAAGGUGAAAUCAGCUUGAACCCCGAAGACGAUAAACCCGAAAACACGACUCUCAGGAUGGGUGAGGAGAUGACAUUAAGCGCCAAGACUAUCGCUUCUAAUCUUCAAUUCCAAAUGGGCUGUUCUCCACUAGUCACCUGUAUCGGUGAACAACCCGACCACAUCGACGAAGACGCUCGUCUCACCGAAAUCCCAGAUGCUAUCCCACCGGCUUUCCUUCAAGCAGGUGCUUCAACCGUCGUCACCACACUUUGGCCCGUCCCCUCCCAAAUUGCCGACCGCUUCACCGAGGUCUUUUAUAGCAAUUUUCUUAAAAGGGGGAGAUUGGAUGGGGACCAGGUUUGGAACAUUGCGCAAGAAGUUCGUGUGGCCGCUAGUGUUGUUCGUAGGGAACUUGGAAAGGGAAAUAGUCACUGGGCAUCUUUUGUGAUGUAUGGAGCUUGGAUGAGGGGGUUUAGACCCGGUGGGAGGAUUAAAGUUACGAGGGGCAAGAAUGUGAAAACGGAUUUUGCGGAUUAUCAGCAGCCAGAUGUAGGGUUUUAUCCACCACAGGAGUAUGGAUUGGGUCUUAGGGUUAGGAAUUGA
Molecule: messenger RNA, 828 nt
Organism: Orbilia oligospora ATCC 24927
Lineage: Eukaryota; Fungi; Ascomycota; Orbiliomycetes; Orbiliales; Orbiliaceae
Exons: 1
Coding region: 1-828 (275 amino acids)
Source: RefSeq, a predicted model, not a curated record